AUGCAUUUGUUCUUCCACAUAGUCAUCUUGCAGCUGCACGCUGAGGUUACCGCCGGCAACCCUCUAAAUAUGUCAGGGUGUUUCACUAAUAACUUUAUCUAUAAAAGCCUGCAGGUGGAAAUCAGAGUAUUAACUCAGCUGCCUGCUGUCCCUGCAGCUGCCGUCGAGGCCUGCCUGGGUCACCUGCUGAAGAGACGAGCUGCUGGGUUUCUCCGCAGCGACAAGAUCGCAGCCCUCUUCACCAAGGUCGGCAAAGUCUGCGACACCGCCGGCGAGGUUUGCCGUAAAGUGCAGGAGCAGCUCCAGCAGCAGGCUGAUCUUACCAGGAGAACCCAGAGCGUGGGCCACGAACCCCUGAGGAGACAAGGCUCUUCCACCACCAGCCGGCCCCCUCAGCCCCUCUCCGCCCAGGCCAUCAAACACAUCUGGGUCCGCACGGCUCUCUUCGAGAAAGUUCUGGACAAGAUUGUGCAGUACAUUGUGGACAACUGCAGUAAAUACUAUGAGAGGGAAGCUCUGAUGCAUGACUCAGUCUUUGGGCCCAUCUUGGCAGCCCUACUAGUGGGGCCGUGUGCUCUGGAGUACACGAAGCUGAAGACUUCGGAUCAUUUCUGGACAGACCCCUCAGCCAAUGAGCUGGUUCAGCGCCAUCGUAUUCACGGGGCCCACCGCGGCCAGGACGUCUUAGCCGGCCACCGGCCUGCUCUGGGGAUCCGCAAAAGGCAGUCGAGCGGCAGCAUGUCAGAGGACAGGUUUGCUGCAUCAGCGAGGGAGUAUGUGGAGUCUCUUCACCAAAACUCCAGAACGCACCUGCUCUAUGGCAAAAAUAAUGUCCUUGUGCAACCGAAGAAGGACAUGGAGGUUUUACGGGGUUACUUGUCUCUCCAUCAAGCGGGGGAUAAUCUCACGCUGAAGUGGACACCCAAUCAGCUCAUCAAUGGCACACUGGGAGACUGCGACCUGGAGAAGAGUAUCUACUGGGAUUACGCACUCACUGUUCCUCUGCGCCAGAUAGUAUGCAUCCACUGUCACCAACGCUCUGACUGUGGGGGGACACUGGUUCUGGUCAGUCAGGAUGGGAUCCAGCGGCCACCCCUGCACUUUCCCCCUGGUGGUCACCUGCUGGCCUUUCUCUCCUGUCUAGAAACGGGCCUGUUACCGGGCCAGUUGGAGCCGCCUCUCUGGUCCCAAAAAGGAAAGGGUAAAGUAUUCCCUAAACUGAGGAAGAGGAGUAGUGCCGCCAGGCUUAUCGACCAGGAAGCCAACGGCGAGGAGCAGUCGGCCGCCGACUACGUGUUUCGCAUCGUCUACCCUGGAUAUCGAUACGAAGCCAUCACUAUAAACUACCACCACACCACGGGCAGCCGCGCGCCAUCGCUGGAUGAUGACGAGGAAGAGGAAGAUAGGCUCCAUGCUAUGAUCUCAAUGAUCUGCUCGCGGAACCUCACAGACCCUAAUGUCAUGAAAGACCACGGGGACAUGAUGGACACGCAGGGCUUUGGAGGCAGCCCGUCGUCAUGGCAACAGGCUGAAGUCACCACUCACGAGUCCCUGUGCCAGUCCUGCUCCACCGCUGGCAGCAACCUGUCCUUUGACUACGCGUCUGGCUGUACCUGCAUACACGACCCGUCAGAUAUUCACACUAUUCCUCUGAAGAUGCUCUGCCAGAACAUGAAGCGGCAGAUAGUCUCCAGAGCCUUCUAUGGAUGGCUGGCAUACUGUCGACACCUGUCCACAGUGCGGACUCACCUGUCAGCUCUGGUCAACCACAACAUCGUCCCCCAGACAGACCCUGCGAGGCAUCCGGGGGCCUCAGCAAAGAGGUGUGGAGCAAGUACCAGAAGACUGCAAG
Messenger RNA from Maylandia zebra (zebra mbuna), 1852 nucleotides. Lineage: Eukaryota; Metazoa; Chordata; Actinopteri; Cichliformes; Cichlidae. The record is from RefSeq and is a predicted model, not a curated record.